Molecule: messenger RNA, 1019 nt
Organism: Anopheles arabiensis
Lineage: Eukaryota; Metazoa; Arthropoda; Insecta; Diptera; Culicidae
Product: CD63 antigen
Exons: 4
Coding region: 1-858 (285 amino acids)
Cellular component (GO): membrane
Source: RefSeq, a predicted model, not a curated record
AUGGCGUCGGAACGGUACGAGCUCAACAUGAGCAUGAAGUGUGUAAAGUAUAUGAUCUUCGUCAUCAGUAUUACGUUUGCGGUUGUGGCCGCAAUGCUGCUGUCGAUGGCCGUCGCCAUCGGCAAUCUGUUCGAUGAUUUCCAAAACUUCAUCGAUUCACACUUCUUCGUGCCGCCGAAUCUGCUCAUCGCGAUCGGCAUCAUCCUGCUGGUGAUCGCCCUGUUCGGGUGUGUCGGUGCGCUGAAGGAAAGCACAGCGAUGAUCAACAUUUAUGGUGCAUUGCUGCUGAUCGUGUUUGUGCUACAGCUGGCCGCUGCCAUCACGGCGUUUGUGCUGCGUGGUCAGGUAUCGAUGAUGGUGCGCCAAAAGAUCUUCGAUUCGAUGGGCGAUUACAAGCAGCAGGAUGGCUAUCGCAAUCCGAUCGACACGUUGCAGAACACGCUCGAAUGUUGCGGUGUCGAUGGAUUCAGUGACUGGGCCCAGUUCCUGCCGUCCGACGGUACGGUGAUGGAGUACCCGGAAACGUGCUGUGCGGCACCACCGGUUAAUGGGGAGUGUAUGCCACGCGAAUACGGCUGCUACUCGCGCCUCUCCUGGCUCAUCUCGCAGGGUUCGGUACUGAUCGCGACCGGUACGGUGGCAGUGGCCUUCGUCCAGGUGCUCGGUGCCGUCUGUGCGUUCAUGCUGGCCAGUGCGAUUCGUCGUGCGAAGACUCUGCGUGCUACCCGGCGCUGGCAUCUGCAGCAGAGCCUUGGCAUCAUGACCAAGCCGAUCGAGACGCAGUACACCGGGAUGGAAAAGUCGGAAGCUAACGUUGAUCCGGACAAGUAUCUGCCCACAAGCCCGAGCGUCAACUAAAAAUCUUCCUUAAUUUGUGUAAUGCGCUUCACGCGUUCGAGCUGCUGUUGCUGUUGUGUGCGACAUAAAUGACCGUGUUCGGUUAUUUGAAGAACGCACACAAGGAGCAACUUUUGAUUACUUUCAAUAAAUGUGAUGUUAAGAGUACCACCCCCCCAUAA